Molecule: messenger RNA, 3180 nt
Organism: Juglans microcarpa x Juglans regia
Lineage: Eukaryota; Viridiplantae; Streptophyta; Magnoliopsida; Fagales; Juglandaceae
Product: protein BONZAI 3-like
Exons: 16
Coding region: 564-2324 (586 amino acids)
Biological process (GO): cellular response to calcium ion
Cellular component (GO): plasma membrane
Molecular function (GO): calcium-dependent phospholipid binding
Source: RefSeq, a predicted model, not a curated record
AGAAGAAAAUGAGUUUUGAUUUUAGAAAUAAACAAUUAAUUUCUUUGUAUUAGAAAACCAUCUUCCGGGUUCGUCAAUGCCCAUUUUAGCUUUCCUCUGUGUUGGUUUUAACGCGAAAUUGCUCAAAGGGAAUAGGAAAUCACGCGUUCGUUGAUUCCUAAGAAAAGAAAACAACUGUUGUGUUCGUCAAGAAAGCACUGCUACAUCGUAAAGAUGCUACAAUUUCGUAGGUACUAGGUUGUUGCACAGAAGGAAGGAAGGAAACAUUUCAUCGUCUUCGUAGGAAAACAGCUUUUCUCCAUUAAUAUAUAGAGCAGAGCAGAGCAGAGCAAGACAAUCCUCAGCAAUCACAAUCCUCAACACGUUUUCUCCGAAAUAGGUUGCGACCAAACACCUAAAAAAUCUUCCUUUUUGUAUGUUUUGAUACAAAGGACAGGUUGAGUUUGAAGAGCUCUGAAAAUUUUUUAGAGGAUAAGUAAAUAAUUUAUCCAGGGUUUUAAAUAGAGAAAAGAAAAAAAAAAAAAACAAAAUUGGGGUUGAGAGAGAGAGAGAGAGAGAGAGAGAUGGGGAACUGCUUUUCGGAUGUGCAAGGAGGAAAGCAAGCUGUGGGUGGGGUCCAACAGAGCACCACAGCUACCAACAACAACAAUCGCGGCCACAACGACGCUGUUGAGUUCUUCUACAGGUCUCGGGGGCUCCAGCAACUCUUCACCCAAGUCGAGUUAUCCCUAUCAGCAUUUAACUUGCGAGAUCGUGACAUCAUUUCGAAGAGUGAUCCCAUGGCAGUGGUAUAUGUGAAGAAAAUAGAUGGAAAACUAGAGGAGUUAGGCCGCACUGAGGUUAUACUGAAUAGCUUGAAUCCCACGUGGAUAGAAAAAGUUACAGUUGCAUUCCAGUUCGAGAUUGUACAGCCAUUGGUAUUUCAUGUGUAUGAUGUUGAUACCAAAUAUCACAAUAUACCUGUGAAGACGCUGAAAUUGGAGGAUCAAGAUUUUCUUGGAGAGGCCACGUGUGUUCUAUCAGAGGUACUUACCAAACAAAAUCGGAGUUUAACCCUUAAUCUUCAUAGUAAAAUUGGGCAUGUGGGUUUGAGGAACUUAGGGGUACUCACCAUCCAUGCAGAGGAAACAGUUGCUUCAAGGAGGGUUGUUGAGAUGAUACUCCAUUGUUCUUACUUGGAUAACAAGGACAUAUUUUCUAAAAGUAACCCUUUUCUAAGAAUAUCUAGAAUUGUUGAGAGUGGAGGCUCAAUUCCAAUAUGCAAGACUGAAGUGGUGAACAACAAUUUAAAUCCAACAUGGAAACCCCUAUGCCUGAGUAUGCAGCAGUUUGGAAGUAAGGAUAACCCAUUGAUUAUCGAGUGCUUUGAUUUCAACAGCAGUGGCAAACAUUCGCUUAUUGGUAAACUUCAGAAGUCAGUGGCCGACCUGGAAAAACUUCAUGAAGGUAGAAGUGGUGCAAAUCUUACCAUAACAUCUCAUCAUGGUCACAAGAAGGUUUUGAAGGGAGAGCUGUUUGUGGAUCAAUUUUGUGAGAAGGAACAAUACAGCUUUCUUGAUUACGUUUCUUGUGGAUUUGAGCUCAACUUUAUGGUUGCGGUUGACUUUACAGCCUCAAAUGGAAAUCCUCGGAACCCAGAUUCUUUACACUACAUUGAUCCUUCUGGCCAGUUGAAUUCUUAUCAGAAGGCUAUAAUGGAGGUUGGGGAGGUCAUUCAGUUUUAUGAUUCUGAUAGGCGCUUUCCUGCAUGGGGCUUCGGUGGAAAAACAUUUGAUGGAACCAUCUCACAUUGCUUCAACCUGAAUGGAAGUGCAGGUAGCUUUGAGGUUGAAGGAGUUGAAGGCAUCAUGUCUGCUUAUGCAAGUGCUCUACAUAAUGUUACUUUGGCUGGACCAACGUUGUUUGGCCAAGUGAUUAAAACAGCUGCUCAAAUUGCAAGCCAAUCCGUUUCAUACAACAGCAAAAAGUACUUCGUUUUGCUCAUUAUUACGGAUGGAGUCCUUACAGACCUUCAAGAAACGAAAGACGCUUUGGUGAAGGCAUCUGAUCUUCCACUAUCAAUUCUUAUAGUGGGAGUGGGAAGUGCAGAUUUUGGACAAAUGGAGGUCCUUGAUGCUGAUAAAGGACAACGAUUAGAGAGCUCUACAGAUCGUGUUGCUACACGUGACAUUGUACAGUUUGUUCCAAUGCGAGAUGUUCAUGGUGGGCAGAUUUCUGUGGUCCAGGCUCUUUUGGAAGAGCUACCAGGACAGUUCUUGACGUACAUGCGGUGCAGAGAUAUCAAGCCACGCCCUCUCCAUGAAGCCCAAGCGUCUGGUACUUAAGUAUAUGCCCAUGCGUUUGGAUAGGGUCAAGUAAGGUGUGAUACCGCUGAUCAACAGGCGCAACUGCCAAUGUUUUCUGAAGUCUGUCCCACUGAUAGAUUGACCCGCCUGAAAGUAGGUGUUUCCUUUUUCCUUCGAGGGUGUGGGCAAGGAGUUGCAGUUUUAAUGCCAAGAAAUAGAAGGGUAUAUCAGAUUGUUCGACGUCGCUCUCUCCCCUCGAAAGAAACCCCCACCGAGAGCCUUUCCCUCUCCCACUGACGCUUGUCUCUUCUUUUGCUCCAAGUUCUUUUUUAAUCCGCGCUAGCCAUUGAAGGCCAGAUACAUUGUAUUUUAUCCAUUCAACAAUCUCACUUGCACACCACCAAUGGAAGCAUCAGUUCUUGAUCAUCGACCUAUUCCACCAUCCAAAAGAAGUCUGCCGCCUGUGCGUACAUGGUUGUCAAAAGCCAUUUGCAGCAACCACUAUGCCGCCCAUAUGGUAAUGAUUUUGGCCCUUUUUUUAAAGCCACUCUCUUCUAGUUGGUCGCUGGUUGGCUUACUAGCAUUUGUUGUCCUUAUUUUCUUCAUUUGCAGCCAUGGAUGCACCACCAGGCCAACUGUCUCCUCAUUGAGUGUACGACUCACUCUUCUACCGUACGUUUUGAUCAAUGCAUGAGCCAUACGUGCCAUCGUCAGUGCAUAUGGUCCUGAUCAUGUACCGCCACACCACCACCCUUCACGCCCCUACCUUCUAUACCUUCACUUCUGUAACUUUUAUUUCCUUUUUAUUAUUUUCUUCUUCUUUUGUUUACGUGUUUAUGAUGGCCAACUAUGGGACCAGACUAAUUAUCUGAUACCAUUUUUCGAGUCGUGUUUA